GUACAAACAAUUUAAAAGGGAAAAAGAAACUAUUUUUAAGAUUUAAGUUUCUCGUAAUAAUAAUACAUUUACCUGAAUAUUUACAGAAGAAAAUUUACUAAAAUGGUCAAAGCAAGUAACAAAGGAUCAAGCUUAAAUGUAACAACUAAAGGGAUAAAAGCAACAAUUAAAGGCACAAAGGAUAACUCCAAACGAUAUCGCGAGAAAAUUAAAAAAGAUCCGAUCAAGUUUCAGGAAUAUCGCGUUAGAGAAGCCGAAAGAAGUAGAAUAUAUCGCAAGAAACUCAAGGAAGUUGUCAAAAAGAAUAAAAAAGUUUUGAAAACCAAAAGAGAAACUGAUCGGGUUAGACAGCAAAGAUAUAGGGAAAAAAAGAAGGAAGAACUUGCUAGUCAAAAGUCGAUGGAGGAAAUUUUGAAGAAAAUCGAACGGGCACUACCUGCCAAGGUGUCUCAAAAGAUUGAAGUCAUUAAGCUACUAUAUAGCAAAUAUAUUGAACCGGAAGACAUCGAAACCUAAGAUCUCAACAUAGUAUUAGUUUUUUUUCAUAUAUAUAUUAUAAAUAUUUUUAGGCUCGACUGUUUAAUGUCCCGAGAAAAUACAUAUAAAUAAAUUUAAAAUAUUUUUGAAGGCCCAAAUUUGAAAUAAAUUGA
Messenger RNA from Drosophila eugracilis, 650 nucleotides. RefSeq lists its product as uncharacterized. NCBI's taxonomy places the organism in Eukaryota, Metazoa, Arthropoda, Insecta, Diptera, Drosophilidae. The record is from RefSeq and is a predicted model, not a curated record. The coding region runs from base 103 to 516 and encodes 137 amino acids. The transcript is spliced from 2 exons.